Molecule: messenger RNA, 306 nt
Organism: Protopolystoma xenopodis
Lineage: Eukaryota; Metazoa; Platyhelminthes; Monogenea; Polystomatidea; Polystomatidae
Source: the annotation of a GenBank genome assembly
AUGGUUGCACUCUCUGGCAACGACUGCCAAGGCGAGGCAGAACAACCUUCAGCACAAAAUUAUUGGGGUCUCGGGGCGGAGCUCAAAGAGGUAUUCACACAACUGAACAGUCCACAAAUUCACGAGCAAAUCCUCCUUCAAUUUCUAGAGAGAUCAACUGCCUAUUUCAACGAAAUGCAAGCUUCUACAACAAAAAAUGUAUUUUGGUUGCCCAAUAAUGAGUUGCAGCAACUCAUCAGCUUCUGGACACGUACUAUGAUUUCCUGCUGGAGAUCGCUCAUGAACAAUGGAUACCUCAAUGAUUGA